Messenger RNA from Cetraspora pellucida, 143 nucleotides. The record is from the annotation of a GenBank genome assembly. Lineage: Eukaryota; Fungi; Glomeromycota; Glomeromycetes; Diversisporales; Gigasporaceae.
AAUUAUUCAAAAAAAGGUUUGCAUCAAAAACAAAUGAGAUGGUUGAUAUCUAUUUAAAUCUAAUUUAUAAAGAAGUUGAAGAUGAUGAGAAAGAAAGUGAUAAAUCUGAAAAAGAAAUUCCUGCUACCAGAACUUAUAAAUAA